CGCUGUGUGCGUGCGUCUGUGUAUAUGGUGGUGCACGAUAAGACUUAUCAGCGACGAUUGGAACAUUUUAAAAUGUUGUCGCUCUCACUGUAUAUCAACCAGUUGGUGUUGAUCACUCGUAGAGACUUCAUCUCAAACUCCUUUCUUCGCAUGUUGUUGUUGAGAUUUUUUUUUUGUGAAUUGACUGAGAGAACGAUUGAAGAUUUGAGUGUGGUUUAGAUUAAAAAUAAAAUUGGUGAAAGUGCCCCCCCCCCCCUGUGUGCGAUGUUAACACAGAAUUUAUACAACUUCAGAAUGGGGUAUCCCCUAUUCUACCUCCCACCGCAUCCUGGGACGCAACAGCAGCAUCCUGUUGACUUCCCACUAAACUCAUCAAACUACCACCCAUUGACACCACCCUACGAAUUCCCAUCGUAUGGCUUUUCCACCACCACCGAGGACUCCAUGAGAUCCGCCGGAGAGUCAUCGUAUUACCCACAAUUCCCAACCCCACCACUAUCAGUCUCCCCACGAGCAUCGGGGCCAAAUAUUCGCACCACUUCUGUGAUUGUUCGCGUUGAGGAUCACCGAAGUACAGAGACAAAGUCCUCAGACAGUGAAGAUGAGACGAUAUGCAGAUGGGAACAGUGCAACAAAACCUUCCGGAAUUUGGAGAGCUUAGCCAACCACGUGAAUCAGAUGCACGCCCAUUCGGGACCCGGGGGGCUGUACUACUGCAAAUGGGAAGGUUGCCCCCGCUCAGAAGGUGGUCAGUGGCGCGGUUUCAAUGCCCGCUACAAAAUGCUCGUUCACGUGCGAACACACACCAAAGAGAAGCCCCACCAGUGCCCGGAAUGCGAUAAGAGCUUCUCACGGGCGGAAAACCUCAAGAUUCACACGCGCAGCCAUUCGGGUGAGAAGCCCUACGUGUGCCCCGUUGAGGGUUGCAACAAGGCCUACAGCAACUCAUCGGAUCGCUUCAAGCACACCCGUACCCAUGAGACGGAUAAGCCGUACGUGUGCAAAGUACCCGGAUGCCAGAAACGCUACACAGACCCCUCGUCGCUGCGGAAGCACGUGAAGACCUUCAAGCACGCAUCUGCCGAAACGGAAAUUAAGGUGAAUGUCAAGAUUGCCGCAUCGGAAGAUCUCCAAGAAGCUGAAACGGCGGAAAUGAUUGACGCCCAACCAUCACCACAUAUCCUCGAACACUCCACGGAGGAUUCGUCUUACCCACAGUCACAUCAUCCUGCCACCUUCCACGGGACCCUCUUCCACAAAAUUCAUCCACCCACGAGUAAGGGGUUCUGGUAUCACAGCCCCAUUGAGGGUAUAAAGCUGGAGGAUAUGGAAAUUGAUCUCCCACUGGAUCUCAGUCUCCACCGGAGCAAGUAAUCCAGGAUGCGUCCCUAAAUCAAUGUCCUCCUGCGGAACUGGCUUAAAUAACUUAAGAUGUCUAUUUAAUUUUAUUUUUUCGUGUGAUUUUCUACAUGUGUUCUGUAUUUUUACAUUAUAAAAUUAAAUGUGUGAUGCUCAAAUUUUAA
Molecule: messenger RNA, 1523 nt
Organism: Lutzomyia longipalpis
Lineage: Eukaryota; Metazoa; Arthropoda; Insecta; Diptera; Psychodidae
Product: zinc finger protein GLIS2 homolog
Exons: 2
Coding region: 265-1374 (369 amino acids)
Biological process (GO): smoothened signaling pathway; regulation of transcription by RNA polymerase II
Cellular component (GO): nucleus
Molecular function (GO): RNA polymerase II cis-regulatory region sequence-specific DNA binding; DNA-binding transcription factor activity, RNA polymerase II-specific
Source: RefSeq, a predicted model, not a curated record